Messenger RNA from Cydia amplana, 390 nucleotides. RefSeq names its product thioredoxin-2-like. Gene Ontology annotation, molecular function: protein-disulfide reductase activity. The record is from RefSeq and is a predicted model, not a curated record. The transcript has 4 exons. Gene Ontology annotation, cellular component: cytosol. The coding region runs from base 13 to 390 and encodes 125 amino acids. Lineage: Eukaryota; Metazoa; Arthropoda; Insecta; Lepidoptera; Tortricidae.
GUUGUUUUAAAAAUGAAGCGAGAAAUUUUACUAAUGGUCCUAAUUUCGUACGCCGUGGCUCAGCUUAUGCUCAGACCAAUCAAAGUAAUUAACGUGGAAAGCCUAGUAGACCUGCAGGCCAGACUAAAGGAUGCCGGCGAGAAGCUGGUGGUGAUCGGGUUCCUGCCGAGAGCUUGUCCGCACAGCGUGAGGAUCACCCCGAAGUUCGAGAAACUCGCGCUGCUGUAUGCUCCCUUCGUCGUCUUUUUGAGGGUGUAUGAAGACCACGAUGACAUCUUCAUCGCGUACAACGUGACGGCAGUGCCAUCAUUCAUCUUCGUUAGGAAGUCCGCGCCACGGAGUAGGCGCACGGGCAACAUAGAUGAUAUUGUGGUCAUGGGUCCGUCUUAG